AUGUCUGAUCCGGCACCAUCCAUCAAAAGUUCCGAAUCUGCCACCAUGGAUCUGGAGGAUGGGCCACUCUUUCGAGCCACCAUUACUCAAUUGGAGGGACGCACAGGUGCAUUGAAGGCCAAUGUGAAACGCAUACUCAAAGCAGCCAUGGCGUCUUUGGAAGCCAAGCGAGCGUUACUCCAAGCGGAUACCGAGUUUGUGAGCGUGUUGCGAGACAUAUCGAGUGUGGAACCUCUUUUUACACAUUAUUUGAACGACUCGUGGCCAAAAAUGCAUGAACAGUGGGAACGACUAGAGCAUUCGAUGCAAUCUCUUUUACUUGAUCCACUCGAGAAGUUGUAUCAAAUGGAUAUCAAAACAGCUGAACAUCAUCGACGCCAAUUUGAGGAAGAGAGCAAAGAGUAUUAUACCAACCUCGGCAAAUAUCUAAAGACAAAGACCGAGCAAGAUGACGGCAUUCAACAAAAGAAGAAGCAGCAUUUCGAUCUUGUUCGUUUCGAUUAUCACAGCUUCUUGAUGGAUUUACAUGGCGGCAAAAAGAAUCAGGAACUCUUGUAUCAUCUUUUCAGCUAUCAACAAAAGCAAUACGCGUUUUAUCAGACAAUGGCUGAAUCACUUGAACCAUACAAAGUUGGAUUGGAUCAGCUGGCAUCUAUCAUGGCCGAUGCAUCGCGUGAGCAGAAUCAAGUUUACAAGGAACGACAUGAGAAACGCAAGAUAUUGGAAGGCAAAUUGGAUGAGCAACCCUGUCAACAAAGGACAUCACUCGAUCACCACCAGCAGCAACAAUUACCACAAGUGGCACAGUCACCGCCAUCACUUUUGGUAAUGGAAUCUGAUCUUGAUCCAACUACUGCACAUGAUCAGCAUCCACCAAUCGAAGAUAAAUUCCGCGGCAUUCGAGAUUUGCAGCAACAAGAUCGAGAAUUGAUCAGUGGCAGUGGACGGCGUAAGGAAGGAUUCUUAUUUGCAACAUCCAAACCAUCCAAACAUAGCGCAUUCGAUAAGGCAUCAGGUGCUGCAGCCAAUUGGCACAAGUAUUGGUGCGUCUUGAGUGGAGGUCAACUACACGAAUACAGCAACUGGAAAGGGCAAUUGCAGACACACAUUGAUCCUAUCAAUUUACGAUUUGCAACGGCACGAGAAGCACGCAACACAGAGAGAAGAUUUUGCUUUGAAGUGAUUACCAAUCAAUUUCGACGUGUCUAUCAAGCUACCUCACAUGAAGAGAUGCAGAGUUGGAUUGCAACCAUCAACAAUGCUAUUGAAAGUUUAUUGAAUGGAAUGGGAAGUUCGGUGGACCUUUCUAAACCAGCCAUGGCAGCGGCAGCAGCGGCAGCAGCAGGAGGAGGAGCAGAUGAUAAUGGGACGCUUAGCAGCAAACGUAACAGGAAUCAUGCUCGAUCUUUGAGUGGCGCUCUUCGCAAUGGAUUGAAACGACAAAGUGGGGAUAGUUUGGGAAUUGCAGCACAAGACUUCUUAUCGUCAUCCAUCGACAAUACAUCAUCCAAUGAACAACAACAUCAACAUCAACGUUUUCGAUGGUCUACUUUGAGCUUUGGAAAAUCACCUUCUCUUCAUCAGCAGCCUUUCAAUAAUUACACCGUCACCGAUGCUACUCCCAAUACUGAAUUGCUAUGCAAGUUGAAACAAGAUCCUUCCAAUGGAUAUUGUGCAGAUUGUGGUGAUCCAAACCCUGAAUGGUGUUCUUUGAAUCUUGGUAUUUUGCUUUGCAUUGAAUGCUCUGGUAUUCAUCGAUCAUUGGGUACGCAUAUUUCCAAAGUACGAUCUUUGACAUUGGACAGCGCAUCGUAUACACCUGAUAUCGUAUCACUAUUACGUGCCCUUGGAAACGGCCGAUCCAAUGCAAUUUGGGAAUCAUCAUUAUCAGCAACGACCUCAGCCACUACCACCACUACCACUACCGAUUCCUCAACAAUAGAAGGCAACGCGGCUGCUGGAUCAACAUCUCCCAAACCGGAUGAUACCCGAAAUACCAAGUUGAAAUACAUUCAGGCGAAAUACGUCGAGAGAGCCUUUGUUCAACAUACCAGCGAUGAUCCUCAAGCACUACUCUUUGAUGCCAUUGACAAGGAUGAUAUACCCGCUGCCAUGCAUGCGAUUGCUCUUGGUGCCGAUGUCAAUGCAUGCCGCACUGAUGAAAAGAAUGUGAUACGGAUACCAGUGGGUGCUGCUUCGGAUGAUGACGAUGAACAGCAACAAUGGGAAAAGAGCUUAUCAUUGGGAACAGCCGAGUACAUUGUACGAUACCCCAUUCAUUUUGCACUUUUGCAUGGACGUGUGGCAUUGGAUCAUGAUGAUCGAGAGCACUUGUUUCCUAUGGCUGAAAUGCUACUACAAAAUGGAGCAGAUACGGGUCUUGUUGAUCCAGCAACAGGGUACAGCAUAUCCGAAUUGGUUGGCAUUGGCGAUUUGGUCGAAGAUGAAGCUAUCACUUAUUUGAAUACGAAGAAUGCUGCACGAGGCCAAUCUCCCAUUGCACGAUCCAGCAUGCCACCACCCCCACGUAGGCGUCAUGAAUCCAAUGAUUCCGAUAAACUUAUAGUAUAA
Molecule: messenger RNA, 2571 nt
Organism: Lichtheimia ornata
Lineage: Eukaryota; Fungi; Mucoromycota; Mucoromycetes; Mucorales; Lichtheimiaceae
Exons: 2
Coding region: 1-2571 (856 amino acids)
Cellular component (GO): cytoplasm
Molecular function (GO): protein binding; GTPase activator activity
Source: RefSeq, a predicted model, not a curated record